AUGAUGUUGAAGAAUAAUACAUUGCUGGAUUAUGAGUCAAAACAAGGAGUUAUGUUCUUAUUCGAUGAUAAUAUUGGAUCGCACAUAUCUAUAACUGAUAAAGUAUUCCAGUUCGUGUUCAAUUAUCUUUCAGUGUAUGAAUUAAAUCAUAUCAGCCGUACAUGUCACGCUCUUAACAAUGCAGUUUACAAGUAUGUGUUAAUUAAUGCGUCAAAAAGAUUUGCAUGUGAAGUAUUGAAAAAUAAAGACAUAUUGGACAAGACACGAAGCAACAGCUACGCUUGGGAUUCCGUUAUACAUUUCACCGAUUCAACGCGACUGCUUAUUGCCGUAAUGUCUGGUAAAGUUGGCAAGAACUAUCAACUUGAAAUAGAAGUACGGCGACGUUUCCGUGGUUUCUUCAUUGAUCAACUAACAGAAUCGGAAUCAAAGCAAGGAUUUUGGCUUUCUGCGCUUCUGCGAACUCAGAAAAGUGUCGCAGAACAGGGACGAUUGUUCAUGCUUUUAUUUGGCCCUAUAAAAUAUGUUCGUGGCCAGGAGCGAAUUGAUUGGUACUUGAUGUCAAAGAAAAUUUUCACCAGAAAUCAGUGCGCUCAAAUUAUCAAACCAUUGUCAUCAAAUCUUUAUUGCCUUUCGAAAACAAGAGAAUUGAAGUCGAUGUUUUCCUGGAGCGAUUCUGAAAUUUUCACUUUAAUAGAAGAAAUAACAAGUAUGUGUCAAUAG
Molecule: messenger RNA, 723 nt
Organism: Acanthocheilonema viteae
Lineage: Eukaryota; Metazoa; Nematoda; Chromadorea; Rhabditida; Onchocercidae
Source: the annotation of a GenBank genome assembly